AGCAUGCGCCCCGCGCCUACUACGUAUGCUGACGUGGGCCCAAGCUGCGCAAAUACUAACAUAGCGUUUGCGCAGCUUGGGCCACUUUGGCGCAGCGUCUCCAUAUUUCGGCCACUCCGAUUCUGACGCUUACAGAGGUGACACAUUUUGAGAAUCAGGAUUAUUCUUUCAUAUAUUUUCAUUAAAGAAAUAUAUAAAUAAGCGCGAAAUAAAUCAAGAACACUUUGCAAUCGUUAUUAUAACAGACUGUGGUGUUUUUGUUAAUCAAUUUUCUUUAAAAAAAAUUUAUUUUUUAAAAUCACAAAAAACACAUUGUGUAAAUUGCAAAGUUACAGUGUUUUUGUGCAUAUUUUAUUAAUUUUGGUGUUUUUAGUAAUUACUUUCUUUAAUAAACUUUCUUUUAAGAAACAAUUUUACUUUUUAAAAUCACAAAAAACACUUUGUGUAAAUAUUGCAAGACUACAGUGUUUUUGUGCAUAUUAUUUUAACUCUAGUGUUUUUAGUAAUUACUUUCUUUAAUAAACUUUCUUUUAAGAAACAAUUUUACUUUUUAAAAUCACAAAAAACACUUUGUGUAAAUAUUGCAAGACUACAGUGUUUUUGUGCAUAUUAUUUUAACUCUAGUGUUUUUAGUAAUUACUUUCUUUAAUAAACUUUCUUUUAAGAAACAAUUUUACUUUUUAAAACCACAAAAAACACUUUGUGUAAAUUACCAGACUACAGUGUUUUUGUGCAUAUUUUAUUAAUUUUGGUGUUUUUAGUAAUUACUUUCUUUAAUAAACUUUCUUUUAAGAAACAAUUUUACUUUUUAAAACCACAAAAAACAGUUAAUGUAAAUUUCAAGACUACAGUGUUUUUGUGUGUAUUGUUUUAAUUUUGAUUAUCAAUUUUCGAAAUUGUGAUGGAUCGAGAGUGCAAAAUAACUAGAGCUUUGCAGGAAGUGCUGUCUUCUUCCUCGGGAAACGAGAGCAUUCGUUGCAUUUCAACGAAAAAAAAUAUUCAAGCUGAGGUAUGCAUGCAAAUAAAAAGCAGCAAUCAUGAAAAAUUUGAAAAGACAUUUGAUGUAAGUAAGUGUAAUGAAGAAUUAACCGAAACAGAUACAGGCGAAAAGAAAAAAAUCGAUAAUAAAUUACCAGAAGAGAAAGAAGUCGAUAAUAAAACAUCCGAGAAGAAAGAAGUCAAAAACAAAUCAGCCGAAAAGAAAAAUGCCGCAAAUAAGGCUGUUGAAAAUAAGUCAGUCAUAAAGAAAAAAUUCGAAAACAAAACAGCCGAAAAGAAAGAAGUCGAAAACAAAACAGCCGAAAAUGAAAAAGUCGAAAAUAAGUCUGCUAAAAAGAAAGAUGUGGAAAACAAAACAGCUGAAAAGAAAAAUGUCGAAAAUAAAACAGCCGAAAAUGAAAAAGUCGAAAGUAAGUCAGCUAAAAAGAAAGAUGUCGAAAACGAAAUAGCCGAAAAUGAAAAAGUCGAAAGAAAGUCAGCCAAAAAGAAAGAUGUCGAAGACAAAACAGCCAAAAAGAAUGAAGUCAAAAAUGAAAAAGUUGAAAACAAAACAGCCGAAAAUGAAACAUCCGAAAAGAAAGAAGUCGAAAACAAAACAGCAGAAAAGAAAAAAGUGGAAAAUGAAAAAGUUGUGAACAAAACAGCCGAAAAUGAAAAAGUCGAAAGUAAGUCAGCCAAAAAGAAAGAUGUCGAAAACGAAAUAGCCGAAAAUGAAAAAGUCGAAAGAAAGUCAGCCAAAAAGAAAGAUGUCGAAAAGAUAACAGCCGAAAAUGAAAAAGUCGAAAAUAAGUCUGCUAAAAAGAAAGAUGUCGAAAACAAAACAGCCGAAAAGAAAAAUGUCGAAAAUAAAACAGCCGAAAAUGAAAAAAUCGAAAGUAAGUCAGCUAAAAAGAAAGAUGUCGAAGACAAAACAGCCAAAAAGAAUGAAGUCGAAAAUGAAAAAGUUGAAAACAAAACAACCGAAAAUGAAACAGCCGAAAAGAAAGAAGUCGAAAACAAAACAGCAGAAAAGAAAAAAGUCGAAAAUGAAAAAGUUGUAAACAAAACAGCCGAAAAUGAAAAAGUCGAAAGUAAGUCAGCCAAAAAGAAAGAUGUCGAAAACGAAAUAGCCGAAAAUGAAAAAGUCGAAAGAAAGUCAGCCAAAAAGAAAGAUGUCGAAGACAAAACAGCCAAAAAGAAUGAAGUCAAAAAUGAAAAAGUUGAAAACAAAACAGCCGAAAAUGAAACAUCCGAAAAGAAAGAAGUCGAAAACAAAACAGCCGAAAAUGAAAAAGUCGAAAAUAAGUCUGCUAAAAAGAAAGAUGUGGAAAACAAAACAGCUGAAAAGAAAAAUGUCGAAAAUAAAACAGCCGAAAAUGAAAAAGUCGAAAGUAAGUCAGCUAAAAAGAAAGAUGUCGAAAACGAAAUAGCCGAAAAUGAAAAAGUCGAAAGAAAGUCAGCCAAAAAGAAAGAUGUCGAAGACAAAACAGCCAAAAAGAAUGAAGUCAAAAAUGAAAAAGUUGAAAACAAAACAGCCGAAAAUGAAACAUCCGAAAAGAAAGAAGUCGAAAACAAAACAGCAGAAAAGAAAAAAGUGGAAAAUGAAAAAGUUGUGAACAAAACAGCCGAAAAUGAAAAAGUCGAAAGUAAGUCAGCCAAAAAGAAAGAUGUCGAAAACGAAAUAGCCGAAAAUGAAAAAGUCGAAAGAAAGUCUGCUAAAAAGAAAGAUGUGGAAAACAAAACAGCUGAAAAGAAAAAUGUCGAAAAUAAAACAGCCGAAAAUGAAAAAGUCGAAAGUAAGUCAGCUAAAAAGAAAGAUGUCGAAAACGAAAUAGCCGAAAAUGAAAAAGUCGAAAGAAAGUCAGCCAAAAAGAAAGAUGUCGAAGACAAAACAGCCAAAAAGAAUGAAGUCAAAAAUGAAAAAGUUGAAAACAAAACAGCCGAAAAUGAAACAUCCGAAAAGAAAGAAGUCGAAAACAAAACAGCAGAAAAGAAAAAAGUGGAAAAUGAAAAAGUUGUGAACAAAACAGCCGAAAAUGAAAAAGUCGAAAGUAAGUCAGCCAAAAAGAAAGAUGUCGAAAACGAAAUAGCCGAAAAUGAAAAAGUCGAAAGAAAGUCAGCCAAAAAGAAAGAUGUCGAAAAGAUAACAGCCGAAAAUGAAAAAGUCGAAAAUAAGUCUGCUAAAAAGAAAGAUGUCGAAAACAAAACAGCCGAAAAGAAAAAUGUCGAAAAUAAAACAGCCGAAAAUGAAAAAAUCGAAAGUAAGUCAGCUAAAAAGAAAGAUGUCGAAGACAAAACAGCCAAAAAGAAUGAAGUCGAAAAUGAAAAAGUUGAAAACAAAACAACCGAAAAUGAAACAGCCGAAAAGAAAGAAGUCGAAAACAAAACAGCAGAAAAGAAAAAAGUCGAAAAUGAAAAAGUUGUAAACAAAACAGCCGAAAAUGAAAAAAUUGAAAUCUAA
Molecule: messenger RNA, 3439 nt
Organism: Leptopilina heterotoma
Lineage: Eukaryota; Metazoa; Arthropoda; Insecta; Hymenoptera; Figitidae
Product: axoneme-associated protein mst101(2)-like
Exons: 3
Coding region: 902-3439 (845 amino acids)
Source: RefSeq, a predicted model, not a curated record